AUGUCCACCGACAUCCAGGAAAAGAUCGCCGCCGCUCGUCGGGAGGCCGAGACACUCAAGGAGAAAAUCCGUGCGAAACGCGACCAGCUGGCCGACACCACCCUCCGGGCCAUGGCUGCCGAAAUCGACCCUCUGCCCCGGAUCCCCAUCAAGCCCCGGCGAACCCUGAAGGGCCAUCUGGCCAAGAUCUACGCCAUGCACUGGGCCCAAGACCAACGCCACCUCGUCUCGGCAUCCCAGGACGGCAAGCUGAUCGUCUGGGAUGCGUAUACGACCAACAAGGUCCAUGCCAUCCCGCUGCGCUCCUCGUGGGUCAUGACCUGUGCCUACGCCCCCUCCGGCAACUUUGUUGCCUGCGGCGGCCUCGACAAUAUCUGCUCGAUCUACAACCUCCGCUCCAAGGAGGGAUCCGUCCGAGUGGCCCGUGAGCUCAGCGCACACACCGGCUAUCUGUCCUGCUGCCGAUUCUUGAACGACCGCCAAAUCCUCACCUCGUCUGGAGACAUGUCGUGUAUGCUUUGGGAUAUCGAGGCGGGCGUCCGAGUCGUCGAAUUCAACGACCACUCCGGCGAUGUCAUGAGUCUCUCGCUCGGUCCUAACCUGAAUACCUUUGUCUCCGGGGCAUGCGACGCAACUGCCAAGGUAUGGGAUGUCCGGACAGGAAAGGUCGUCCAGUCCUUCGUAGGCCACGAAUCGGACAUCAAUGCUGUAUGCUUCUUUCCCAAUGGGGAUGCAUUUGCGACGGGCUCGGACGAUGCCUCGUGCCGGCUGUUCGACCUGAGGGCCGACCGCGAGCUGAAUCAGUACACACACGACAACGUGCUCUGCGGGAUCACCUCGGUGGCCUUCUCCGCCUCGGGCCGGAUCCUCUUCGCAGGCUACGACGACUUCAACUGCAACGUCUGGGACACGCUGAAGGGCGAACGAGUCGGCGUUCUGGCCGGCCAUGAGAACCGCGUCAGCUGUCUCGGCGUCUCGUCUGACGGAAUGGCGCUCUGUACCGGCAGCUGGGAUAGCAUGCUCAAGGUCUGGGCAUGA
Puccinia triticina is the source of this 1038-nucleotide messenger RNA. RefSeq lists its product as uncharacterized. The record is from RefSeq and is a predicted model, not a curated record. The transcript is spliced from 5 exons. NCBI's taxonomy places the organism in Eukaryota, Fungi, Basidiomycota, Pucciniomycetes, Pucciniales, Pucciniaceae. Gene Ontology annotation, biological process: G protein-coupled receptor signaling pathway. Gene Ontology annotation, cellular component: heterotrimeric G-protein complex; cytoplasm. The coding region runs from base 1 to 1038 and encodes 345 amino acids. Gene Ontology annotation, molecular function: protein binding; signaling receptor complex adaptor activity.